Messenger RNA from Choloepus didactylus (southern two-toed sloth), 1366 nucleotides. It is a transcript of the gene RHBDL2, whose product is annotated as rhomboid like 2. Gene Ontology annotation, molecular function: serine-type endopeptidase activity. Gene Ontology annotation, cellular component: membrane. Lineage: Eukaryota; Metazoa; Chordata; Mammalia; Pilosa; Megalonychidae. The record is from RefSeq and is a predicted model, not a curated record. Bases 85 to 1020 code for a protein of 311 amino acids. The transcript has 8 exons.
CGUUGUCAACAAAAUACAGUGGAAGUCCUUGACAUUUGCAAAUUCAACACUUAAAAUUUUUUUAUUACGUUAGGCCCAUUGUAAAUGGUGGAGGGAGGACCCAGGACAAUGGCAGCUGCUCAUGAUCUGGAGAUGGAUAGUAUGAAUCUGAAUACAGUGAGAGAGAUAAAAGUAGAGCUGGAGGAAGAGGAGAAAAUGAGAGAGGAUGUGGGAGGUAAAGUUCCCUCCAAGAAUAAAAAGGUGCACAGAAUUGUCUCAAAAUGGAUGCUUCCUGAAGAGGCCCAAGGAACAUACUUGGAUCGAGCUAAUUGCCUCCCACCCCCUAUCUUCAUCAUCACCAUCAGCCUUGCAGAGCUGGCAGUGUUUAUAUACUAUGCCGUGUGGAAGCCUCAGAAGCAGUGGAUCACCUUGGACGCUGGCAUCUUGGAGAGUCCCUUUACCUACCGUCCCGACAAGAGGGAAGAAGCCUGGAGGUUCAUCUCGUACAUGCUGGUGCAUGCUGGAGUUCAGCAUAUCCUGGGGAAUCUUGUUAUGCAGCUCAUUUUGGGUAUUCCCUUGGAAAUGGUCCACAAAGGCCAUCGAGUGGGGCUCGUGUACCUGGCAGGAGUGAUUGCAGGAUCUCUUGCCAGCUCCAUCUUUGAUCCACUCAAAUUUCUUGUUGGUGCUUCAGGAGGAGUCUAUGCUCUGAUGGGAGGCUACUUUAUGAAUGUUCUAGUGAAUUUUCGAGAAAUGAUUCCUGCCUUUGGAAUUGCCAGACUACUGAUCAUCAUCCUUAUAAUUGCGUCAGACAUGGGAUUUGCUGUCUACAGAAGGUUCUUUGUCCCUGCAAACGGACCGCUGGUGUCUUUUGUAGCUCACAUUGCAGGUGGAUUCGCUGGCAUGUCCAUAGGUUACACUGUGUUUAGCUGCUUUGAUAAGGCACUGCUGAAAGAUCCAAGGUUUUGGAUAGCAAUUGUUGCUUAUUUAGUUUGUGCCUUAUUUGCUGUGUUUUUUAACAUUUUCCUGUCACCAGCAAACUGACCUGCCUCUAAUAAAAGCCAAUGAAUAAAAAGAGCCACCUGAAAAAAAAAUGGAGAACUCUAUGAAGAAACAGAGACCUUCCAGCAAAAUAUCAAUUAACUCACAAGUUGCAAGCAGUGCUUGCAAAAUGACUUAAGGUUUAAGGAGGGGGCUUUUGAACAUAAAGGGAGGGAAGAGGAAGAGAGAAAAGGGGAGUGAAGUUCAAACCAGAGAUUGGGUCUUUCCCAGGCAUACUGUAUGCAUGUGCAUGUAUCUUAUAAAAGAGACUCUUGCUUUCCUUAGGGGAAUAUUCUAGAGAUUGAUUGAUGGAAUCCAUGAAUAUUGUAAUAUGCUGACAAUAAAAACU